Molecule: messenger RNA, 1509 nt
Organism: Funneliformis mosseae
Lineage: Eukaryota; Fungi; Glomeromycota; Glomeromycetes; Glomerales; Glomeraceae
Source: the annotation of a GenBank genome assembly
AUGCCGCCGGCAAUCGGAACGAGUUUUAAACCACAUCAACCUUACACUCAUCGUCUACGUAAAAUUCUUGAUGAAUACCCUGAUGGUUCACAGGUUCUUCGUGAAAUUCUCCAGAAUUCUGAUGAUGCAAAGAGUACCGAGCAAAUUUUCAUCUUGGACCAUAAUACUUAUUCAUCAAAUAGUUUAUUUAAACCGGAUUUGAAAAAAUAUCAAGGUCCUGCAUUAUUAGCAAAAAAUAAUGAAAUUUUUAAAGAUAGAGAUUUUGAGUCUUUGUUGAAAUUGGCUGAUAGCGAAAAAAGUAAUCAAUUUGAUAAGAUUGGAGAUGGUGGUGAAAAAUUCAAUUUUGUCGAGAAUAAUUUGGUUCAAGAAUAUCCUGAUCAAUUUGCUCCUUUUAGAAUCCAGUGUAAUGAACCAUUUAAUGGAACACCAUUUAAUGGCACCCUAUUUCGUUAUCCCUUUCGUACCAAUAACGAUUCGAAAAUUUCUGACGAAAUUUAUGAACCCAGCAAAAUCUUAAAAAUGUUUUAUAGAUUUUACGAAAAUAAUAGCAUUAAUAGCUUACUGUUUCUAAAAUUUAUUGAGAGUAUUACUUUUUACGAAUUAAAAAAAGGUGUUACUGAACCCGAAUUACUAUAUGCGAUUCAAUUGGAAAAUGCCGAUGAAAUUCGAGAACAACGUUGUUUGAUAACAAAAGAAAUUGUACCAAAGAUGAAUUCAUUACAAUUGGGUGAACUUGGAGUUAAUAAUCAAUUACAUACAUCCUACAUCGCAUCAUUCUGUCGUAAAAAAGGAGAUUUCAAAGAGAAUAACGCAUGGUUAAUUUUUAAUUAUCUUGAUGACUUACUUGAAGCCGAAGCACAUUUUCAAGAGAAUUUUAAAAGAAAUAUAGGAGACUACAAGUUCAUCCCUAACGUUGGUUUAGCCGUUCCCUUGAAUAAUUUACCAGCUACAGGAACGUUAUUUUGCUUUUACCACUUCCCAUUUGUUAGCACAAAUCGACGUUCUUUAUGGUCGGCUGCCGACGACGGUGAUCUGGCGACUAAUGCAUUAGCACUCCUGAAGGUUUCAUGGAAUCAAUAUUUAUUUGAAAAAGUCUUACCCAAAGCCUGGGUAAUAUUUCUUCGUGAACUCCCGCUUAAAGUUUCCGAUAUUAGGUCCGAUAAUCUUUAUAAAUUCUGGCCAAUAGUUAAAGGAGGUACAUCAGGCGACAUAAGUAUUUUUUGCAAGGAUCUGUUGCAGAAUGUUGUAGAAAAUCUUAAUGUUAAGGAUCGUGUAUUCAAAGGACCUCCUUCUUCAUAUGAUAUUGGAACGGUAUCUGAAGUUCCAGCAAAUUUAUAUGAUACAUAUUUACUCAAAGUAUCCGAAUUUCAUUGGUUAUCAAUUUCUAAUGGAUAUCUGGAAGAUGAGAAAGUGUAUAGCGAUUUACCUAAAAUAAUUGGAUUUCCAGUAAUAUCAACAUUUCUUGACAUAAUUAAAGCUUUGAAAGAUUCUAGACAAAGAUUUUCUUAA